AUGAGUUCAUAUAUGGAACCAAACUUAUGUUUUAUUUUAUGUGAAACACCAAUUGUUUAUCUACAAGAUAACAUUUGUCGAUGUUCAGGUGUUGGUCUUACGGAUCAUAAUCGAGUAACAGAUGAUUUUUGUACAAUAAAAUGCAGAAAAGCAGGUAAUCGUAAAGUUCAAACAAUGAAUACAUGUGGAGGAAGAGAAACAUAUUCAGUUUAUGCUGAAGAAAAAUAUUACAUUCAAUAUGCUCAUUUAUUUAAUUUUCGAAUUCAAUUUAAAUCAUGUCAAUUAUGGAAUACUUCUGGUUUUUAUGAUACAUUACAAGUGAAAAUUAAUGAAUUAUAUGUUGAAACCCAAUUGACGAAAUUAGAACGUUGUGCAGCUACAUGUCUCAAUCAAAAUGCUACAACAAAAUCUAUAGCUUUCAACGAUGAUAAUAAUCAAUGUUUAUGUAUAAUAUCACAUGAAUUCAAUCUAAAUUCUGAUAAUAUUCAUCAUUUAACAAUUUUAUCCAAAGAUAAUUGUGAUCGUUAUUGUGAUAACAUAUUAAUAAAUUCAAAUAUUCAAGAAAAAUUUUCAUGUGGUUCUUUAAAUGAUUCACAUAUAUGGUCUAUUUAUAAUUUAAAUUCUAUAUGUCCAAUUGGUUCAAUUUAUAUAGAAGAAUUAGAAAAAUGUAUAUCAAUAAAUAAAGGAAUAUUUAAUUCUUGUCCAUUACCUUCAAUGAAUUAUAUUUAUAAUGGAAAACCAACAUGGAAUAUUUUUUUAAAAGCUAUUAGAAAAUUAAACUUAACAAAAACUAUUCUUUCCAUAGAUUUCAAUGAUAAUUUUACUAUUGAUUCUUCAUGGUUAUGUUCAACAAAUAAUAAUAAUACUAUUAAUUCAAAUGAUUCUAACAAUAAUUCUAGUACAUCAUACAUAUUAGAUAAUAAUUGUUUACGUAUUCGUUCUAAUUCACAUUUAUUAUCGACUCAUUUAUGUAUGACUAAUUCUUUCGCUGAUGAAUCCUUAUCAUAUAAUAUUAAAGGUUAUUCCAGUUCUCCAUUAUAUACUCAAAAGAAAAUCGAUAUAUGUCCACCCUCAUGGUUCGAUAUAAACACAGAUUGUUAUCAAAUAUCAAAUAGACGUAAAACAAUUCAAGAAGCAAGAAAUAGCUGUAGUGAUUUUCUAAAAUCAAUCAUUUAUGAUGUAUCGAUCAAAGGAAUGUUUGAAAAAAUAGCUGCUGCAAUGGAUAUAAGUGAUGAUGAAGUUGUACAGUACACAUCAAAAUGGCAAGUUCCUCUUGGCUUUUUUCUUCUUCAUACAAAUGCAUCAAAUGCUGAAUCAGAAAUCUCAUAUACAAACGAAUUUCAAAAAUUAGUUUCUGAUAUUGAUUUCAAUCUAUCAUCUAUAAAUGAAUUUCAAAUGAUUAAUUCAAAUUAUGAUAAUAAUUCAUGCUUAGUUUUUAAACGUUCAAUUACCGAUGAAAAACAAACAUAUUUUACUUUAAAAACAAAUCAAAUUAAUAAUUGUUCGAAACCACAACAUGUUUUAUGUAAAAUGAAGUACAGUUUUGAUUUAAACGCUCAAGAAAUUUGUUAUCGAAAGCCAUUAACACUUGGUUUUCCUGUUAUAAUAUCUAACUAUUUAACAAUUGAAUUAUGUUUAUCUGUUUGUAGCAUAUUACAAAAACAAUUGGCUGUUAUUAAUAUGAAUAAAUGUUAUUGUAUCGAUCAAACUAAUAAGAAUUUUAUUUAUGACAUUACCAUUGAUGGAAAUUAUCGAACUAAAAAUUGUGGAAAUCCUUGUCCAGGUAUGUUUGAUAGAUGA
Rotaria sp. Silwood1 is the source of this 1800-nucleotide messenger RNA. The record is from the annotation of a GenBank genome assembly. NCBI's taxonomy places the organism in Eukaryota, Metazoa, Rotifera, Eurotatoria, Philodinida, Philodinidae.